Molecule: messenger RNA, 1136 nt
Organism: Callorhinus ursinus (northern fur seal)
Lineage: Eukaryota; Metazoa; Chordata; Mammalia; Carnivora; Otariidae
Source: RefSeq, a predicted model, not a curated record
UUGCUUACGCUGUUAUUUCGUUUUUUCGUGAGCCCUUUUUGGCGUUGUCUGCAGCAUGCCCGAGCCCGCCAAGUCGGCUCCGGCCCCGAAGAAGGGCUCCAAGAAGGCGGUGACCAAGGCGCAGAAGAAGGACGGCAAGAAGCGCAAGCGCAGCCGCAAGGAGAGCUACUCGGUGUACGUGUACAAGGUGCUGAAGCAGGUGCACCCCGACACCGGCAUCUCGUCCAAGGCCAUGGGCAUCAUGAACUCGUUCGUCAACGACAUCUUCGAGCGCAUCGCGGGCGAGGCGUCCCGCCUGGCGCAUUACAACAAGCGCUCGACCAUCACGUCCCGGGAGAUCCAGACGGCCGUGCGCCUGCUGCUGCCUGGGGAGCUGGCCAAGCACGCCGUGUCCGAGGGCACCAAGGCCGUCACCAAGUACACCAGCGCCAAGUGAACAGAUACAGAAAUCAGAAUAAAAAGCCGGAAUUUGUGAGAAAAGGACAGGGAUUGAGACAGAAGAUAAGUCAGAGGCAAUAGUCCAUUCCCAGAUGAAAAUCUGUAAAGACUAAGUUUUCGAAACUACGAUGUGGAAAAGAUCCCAGCUAAUUCUCCUAUUACUCAGAAAAUUAAACUUAAGCCGUAAACAAAUCAGGAGGAUGGGCAGCCGCUGGAACAGAGACUGUCUGAGUGUUCGUUAAAAGGCUGUCAUAAAAAAUACACAAUGAAAGCCGGUCAACUUAGUCUCAGAGAUCUUCAAAUACAAGUUAAACUACGCUACUGAAACUUCUCCCCGGCACCUUUCACAGAAAGGCUCUACAAUGACAGUCCAUGAACAAUGAGAAUUGCCAUCACCCAGGUUAUCUUUUCUCGACCCUUUUCCAAAGAGCAAACUCGACUAUUUGGAGAUUUAGUUAAGUGAUACGAAUUGAGACAGAUUUGGGAGACACAGCCAUCACUGGAAUCCUAGUUCAGGAAAAUCACUGUAAAAAAGUAUUUGAGGCAACUGAGGGUUGUGGUUUUUUGUUUGGUUUGGUUUUAAAGCACUAGAUAUUGGAUGAUGUUACAAACGAUCACUUCUGAGUUUUUUUCGGUGCAAGAUUCUUGUAUUUUGUUUACCUCUGUAUCUGCUGGGACGUCUGUGACAAUACUCGAGC